AUCACUUGCGUUGUUCUGUUACUAGCCGUGGCAGCCUACGCUGUACCACAAGCUUAUGAAGGCGGUCCCGGUGGUGGUCAUGGCGGUGGUCAUGAAGGCAGUCACGGUCAUGACUUAGGUCAUGGCGGUAGUCAUAAGGGCAGUCACGGGAGCGGUCAUGACAGUGGUCACGGCGGCAGUCACGGCGGCGGUCAUAACAGCAAACACGACGGCGAUCACGGCGGCAGUCACGGCGGCAGUCACGGUGGUGGUCACGGUAGCAGUCACGGCGGCAGUCAUGAUAGCAAACACGACGCCGGUCACUAUGGCGGUCACCACGACAAACACAGUAGCGGUCACAAAGGCGGUCACAAAGGCGGUCACAGUAGUGAAAGUAUUGAAAGUAGUGAAAGUAGUGAAGAAAGCCAUGGUCAUUCUGGAGGACAUGUCGAACAUGGUGGAUUCGAGCAUGAAAAGCAUCAUGGUAGUCAUAAACAUUACAAAGGACACGGUCAUUGAUACCAAAUACACGAAUAUUAUAAGAAAUUUAAAAUCACUAGCAAGUGACCUAAAAGUAACAUGA
Hyposmocoma kahamanoa is the source of this 562-nucleotide messenger RNA. RefSeq lists its product as uncharacterized. The record is from RefSeq and is a predicted model, not a curated record. The transcript has 4 exons. NCBI's taxonomy places the organism in Eukaryota, Metazoa, Arthropoda, Insecta, Lepidoptera, Cosmopterigidae. The coding region runs from base 122 to 562 and encodes 146 amino acids.